Molecule: messenger RNA, 2299 nt
Organism: Etheostoma spectabile (orangethroat darter)
Lineage: Eukaryota; Metazoa; Chordata; Actinopteri; Perciformes; Percidae
Product: E3 ubiquitin-protein ligase TRIM39
Exons: 10
Coding region: 88-1386 (432 amino acids)
Molecular function (GO): protein binding
Source: RefSeq, a predicted model, not a curated record
AGCAGCAGCUGUCCAGUGUUCUCCAGCUGCACCAGCCAGCAGAGCUGCACCAGCGCUCCCUCAGACCAAAGGAGUAAGGACACCAACAUGGAGAUGAAGAGUAUCCUGAAAACCUCUAAAAGAGUGGGCAUACUGAAGGUGGGUGAGAGCCGCAGCACCCAGAGCAGCUCCAUCGGGGCUGUACGCUGGACCCUGCCCGAGGAGGACGUCCAGACUCACAGCUCGGCCCCCAGCCGACCCGCCAGCAACCUUCCCAAAAACUCCCAGCAACAUCCUCGUAAGAACAGCCUGAAGGAUCUACGCAGCCUGCAGGAGUGUGUGCAGUUCAUCCAUCACUGGAAGAAACAAGUGGACCAAGUCUGCAAGAGCAGUGGGAAUCCAGAGGAGAUCAACAGUAAUGAAGAGGUCCAGAGUACAGACGGGUGUACUGAGCGCAGUCUCGAGGAGAGCAGGAAACUGAUCCUGGAGUGGGCUGACGAACUCCACCAUGUCGACAAGCGCCUGAAGGAGACGCCCUGGGCAUCAGAGAGUGAACAAACUGAAGAAGAGGAUGCCGAUGAGGAGGCCCAACAGAGGAUCAUGGUGUGGGCUCAGGAGCUGCAGAAGGCGACUGAGAGUUGUGGUGUGCAAAGCGACGAGCUGGGCAAAGUGUUGCGUCUGCUGGGCCUGAAGAAGAAACGGCUGGUCAACCUGCUGCCUCUGCUGGAGUUCAUCACCUGGUCUCUGCUCAAAGAAGACAACAUGAAAAUGAUUCCACAGUUAUGGUUACUGGCAAAGCAAAGGACCUGGAAAGCAGGAAUUCCAAGAUACAUCCCCAACUCAGUCUGGAGUUGGAUUUGUAGCGCAUCAACUGAUGUGCUUCUCGACCCUACGACCAAUCACCCCUGGCUGCUGCUGUCCGAGAACCAGCGUAUGGUGCAGGAGGGCAUCUCAGCGUCCGACCUGCCGUACAGCUCCCAGCGCUUCGACAGCUGGCCCUGUGUGCUGGGCUGUAAGGGCUACAGCAGCGGCCGCCACUACUGGGAGGUGGACAUAGCCAACAAAGGCUACUGGCGCGUGGGACUGACCACCGCCGACUCUAAGCGCCACGGUCGGUUCCCCAUGACCCCAAAAUUGGGCUACUGGGCCCUGUGGCGCAGCACGAGCCAGUUCUAUGCCUGCACCAAGCCGGAGACUUCACUACCCAUCAGCCUCAUUCCUCGACGUAUGGGUAUUUACUUAGACUACGAAGAGGGCCAGCUCUCCUUCUACAACACCAAAACAAAGUCCCACAUCUACACCUUCACUGAGAACUUCAGCGGGACGUUGUACCCUCUCUUUGCCCCACUAGACGGGCGCACACACAUCACCAUACAGAAUACAAACACUGAGGGUGGUGAGCCUUAAAAACUCAUUUUGGACGCUUGGAAGACUGCAUUUUGACUUGAGCAAAAAUUGCUUUGACAAAAAAAUAAUAAAACAAAAACCGGACAAAGAUGAAGAAGAAGAUUUCUAUGGAAAGUGGUGUCAUCAGUUAGAUUUAAAUUCGUUGGAAAGCACAAGCUCUGACUUUAUCAAAGUGCUGAUGAUACUGUUAAUAACGAUCAUAUCACAGAUCACACCACUCUAAAAAAAGAAGUGGAGAUUUUUUAUCAGACCGUGAGAAACAAAAAUAUUGAAAACUAAAUAUAAGUAUUUAUUUUAAAAAAAAGAAAUUUUUUGAAAAUGUUCUACAACAUUCAUAUUUAUGUGUAAACUUGAAAGUCUGAACACAUUCUGCAUAUCUACAUACAUGCAUGCACUUUUAUUAUGCACUUUCCGAUUUGCACACAAUCAACAUUUCAAAUAACUAUAUUGUCUUACAUGCUUAUCUUGGACUUUUUUCAUCACAUUACACUGUUUCCUAAAGAUAUUUCAGAUUCAACCCACAUAUCAACUACAUGUACGUGUAAAUGUAAAGCUCUUCAAUUAAUGUUCUUUGGACAAAGGUCUCCUGCAAAGCUGUUUUAUCCUUCAAGAAAAUAAGUAACUUUGCAUGACUAAGUGUAGCUGACGUGGGCCAAAUUUUGUAACAAUAUCAAAUCUUUGGUAUAAACAUACUGUAUAUGAAAUGUAUAUAGAUGUGUGUCAGGAGUCUCUUUUACAAGCCCAGGGUCCAUAAGCCUCAAAGAGACGUCCACCCCCUCUCAGGUCUGCACAGUCCCUGUGAUCAGCCUCCUACUCCACCGUCACCCUGCAAAACACACAUGUGUAUGAAAUACUCAUACGUUGUAUAUAUGUAUAUACUUGUACUAUAUUGUUAAUAAAAGCAAAUUGAACU